This is a messenger RNA of Pipistrellus nathusii (Nathusius's pipistrelle), 2160 nucleotides long. Lineage: Eukaryota; Metazoa; Chordata; Mammalia; Chiroptera; Vespertilionidae. The record is from the annotation of a GenBank genome assembly.
AUGGAAAAAUUCCUUUUUUAUCUGUUUUUCAUUGGCAUAGCAGUGAGAGCUCAGAUCUGUCCAAAGCGUUGUGUCUGUCAAAUUUUGUCUCCUAAUCUUGCAACCCUUUGUGCCAAGAAAGGGCUUUUAUUUGUUCCACCAAACAUUGACAGAAGAACUGUGGAACUGCGCUUGGCAGACAAUUUUGUUACAAAUAUUAAAAGGAAAGAUUUUGCCAAUAUGACCAGCUUGGUGGACCUGACUCUAUCCAGGAAUACAAUAAGUUUUAUUACACCGCAUGCUUUUGCUGACUUACGAAAUCUGAGGGCAUUGCAUUUGAAUAGCAACAGAUUAACUAAAAUUACAAAUGAUAUGUUCAGUGGGCUUUCCAAUCUCCAUCAUUUGAUACUGAACAACAAUCAGCUGACUUUAAUUUCAUCUACAGCAUUCGAUGAUGUCUUUGCCCUUGAAGAGCUGGAUCUGUCCUAUAAUAAUUUAGAAACAAUUCCUUGGGAUGCUGUUGAGAAGAUGGUUAGCUUGCACACUCUUAGUUUGGAUCACAAUAUGAUUGAUAACAUUCCCAAGGGGACUUUCUCCCACUUGCACAAGAUGACGCGGCUAGAUGUAACAUCAAAUAAAUUGCAGAAGCUACCACCUGACCCUCUCUUCCAGCGAGCUCAGGUACUAGCGACCUCAGGAAUCAUAAACCCGUCUACGUUUGCAUUAAGUUUUGGUGGCAACCCUUUGCACUGCAAUUGUGAAUUGUUGUGGUUGAGACGUCUGUCCAGAGAAGAUGACCUAGAGACUUGUGCUUCUCCAGCACUUUUAACUGGUCGCUAUUUUUGGUCAAUUCCUGAGGAAGAGUUUUUGUGUGAGCCUCCUCUCAUUACUCGCCAUACACAUGAGAUGAGAGUCCUGGAGGGUCAAAGAGCAACCCUGAGAUGCAAAGCCAGGGGAGACCCUGAACCUGCAAUCCACUGGAUUUCUCCUGAAGGGAAGCUGAUUUCAAAUGCAACAAGAUCUCUGGUGUAUGAUAAUGGAACACUGGACAUCAUGAUAACAACUGUAAAGGAUACGGGUGCUUUUACCUGCAUCGCUUCCAAUCCUGCAGGGGAAGCCACACAAACAGUGGAGCUUCACAUAAUUAAGCUCCCUCACUUACUGAACAGUACAAAUCACAUCCAUGAGCCUGAUCCUGGUUCUUCAGAUAUUUCAACUUCUACUAAGUCAGGUUCUAAUGCAAGCACUAGUAAUGGUGAUACCAAAAUGAGUCAAGAUAAAAUUGUGGUGGCAGAAGCAACGUCAUCUACGGCAUUACUUAAGUUUAAUUUUCAAAGAAAUAUUCCUGGAAUACGUAUGUUUCAAAUCCAGUACAAUGGUACUUAUGAUGACACCCUUGUUUACAGAAUGAUACCUCCUACGAGCAAAACUUUUCUUGUCAAUAACCUGGCUGCUGGAACUAUGUAUGACUUGUGUGUCUUGGCAAUAUACGAUGAUGGCAUCACUUCUCUCACUGCCACAAGAGUCGUGGGUUGCAUCCAGUUUACUACAGAACAGGAUUACGUGCGAUGCCAUUUCAUGCAAUCCCAAUUUUUGGGAGGCACCAUGAUUAUUAUUAUUGGUGGAAUAAUUGUAGCAUCCGUGCUGGUUUUCAUCAUCAUUCUAAUGAUCCGGUAUAAGGUUUGUAACAAUAAUGGCCAACACAAGGUCACCAAGGUCAGCAAUGUCUACUCUCAAACAAAUGGGGCUCAAAUGCAAGGCUGCAGUGUGACGCUGCCCCAGUCCAUGUCCAAGCAAGCUGUGGGGCAUGAAGAGAGUGCUCCGUGUUGUAAAGUUGCCAGUGACAGUGUGAUACAAUCUUCAGAAGUUUGUUCGAGUCAGGACUCCUCUACCACUACCUCUGCUUUGCCUCCUACCUGGACUUCAAGCACUUCUGUGUCCCAAAAGCAGAAAAGAAAGACAGGCACAAAGCCAGGUACCGAACCGCAGAAUGAAGCUGUCACAAACGUUGAGUCCCAAAACACUAACAGGAACAACUCUACUGCAUUGCAGUUAGCUAGUCGACCUCCUGAUUCUGUCACAGAGGGGCCCGCAUCUAAAAGAGCACAUUCAAAGCCAAAUGCUUUGCUGUCUAAUAUUGACCAGAUUGUCCAGGAAACACAGAGGCUGGAGUUAAUCUGA